Molecule: messenger RNA, 1284 nt
Organism: Cavenderia fasciculata
Lineage: Eukaryota; Evosea; Eumycetozoa; Acytosteliales; Cavenderiaceae
Gene: captB
Product: CDP-alcohol phosphatidyltransferase
Exons: 7
Coding region: 1-1284 (427 amino acids)
Biological process (GO): phospholipid biosynthetic process
Cellular component (GO): membrane
Molecular function (GO): phosphotransferase activity, for other substituted phosphate groups
Source: RefSeq, a predicted model, not a curated record
AUGUCUCACUACUUUAAAUACAUCUCGGAAAAGGGUAUUGCCAACUUGGCUCAUUACCAUUACUCGGGUGUCGAUAAUUCAUGGUGUGGAACUCAUUUCUUAAAAUAUUGGUGGACUUAUGCUGUUGAACAUUUAACUCCUUUAUGGUUAGCUAAAGUAAACUUGAUCAAUUUAUUAAUUCUCUUCUCAUUCUUUACUUUAUAUAGUCCAAAUUUAAUUACAUUGGUAGGAUUAUUAUGUAAUAUUGGAAUGUAUCUUAUAAUUUAUUUCCAUUGUCCAACAUUGACAGAGGAAGCUCCACGAUGGUGUUAUUUAGCCGUUGCAUUCUUAAUCUUUGCCUAUCAAACACUCGACAAUGUCGAUGGUAAACAAGCUAGAAGAACUAAAUCAUCUUCACCAUUGGGUGAAUUAUUUGAUCAUGUUUGUGAUGCUAUUAGUGUUGCUAUGUUUGCAGUAGUAAUGUCAGCAACAUUAAGAGUAGGACCAAAAUGGGCAUUUAUAAGUUUAUUUGUUGGUAUUUGGCCAUUUUAUCUUGCACAUUGGGAAGAGUAUCAUGCCGGUAUUUUGGUGAUGGGUGAAUUUAAUGGCCCUACCGAAGCACAGGUAUUGUUUAUGAUUAUCGAAAUCAUAACUUGUAUCUUUUCAUCUGACAUUUGGAUCAUUGGUCCAAAAGAUUUCACCAUUGGUAUGAUGGCAACUGUUGCCGUCUCUUUUGGUGCUAUUUUUACAAUUUAUCAAAAUUUCAAAAAUACAUUUGCACUUCAAAAUAGAAUACCAUUUAUGAAAUGUUUAAUUCAAUUAACUCCAUUUGUAAUCUUUAAUAUCUUAAUUAUUAUUUGGGUGUCAGUGUCGGACCUUUUGACUACACAACCACACCUUUUCAUCAUGACCAUUGGAAUGGUAUUUGCCUACCUUCAGUCUCGAUACAUUACUCAACGUGUUUGUCACGACGAUUGUUUAUUAUUCUAUCCUAUCCUCGUUCCAUUUGCUAUAGUUGUUUUUAAUUCAAUUUUGGCUUCUUUCCAAUCAAAUCUAAUAAGUGAAUAUGCUAUGUUGUGGGUAAUGUUUGUAUUGGCGUGUAUCCAAUUCUUAAUAUUUGCCGUAUUCACAACCAGACAAUUAUGUGAUCAUCUUCGAAUUAAGGUGUUUACCAUUACUAGCGGUGGUGGUGGCGGCGGCGGCAGUGCCGGUCAACCAUCAGAGUCACAACAAUCAUCUUUAUUAUCUGCAGUCGAAGAGGGCGCUAUUGAACAUGAAGAUGAUGAUAAUAAUAAUAAUAAAUAA